AUGCCAUCCCGCCAGAUGCGGAACAGCAACAGCAAUGGCAUCGACAAGCUCGACUACCAUCCUACCCGCCCCCUUCUCCAUAGCGACAACGAGUCCGCUCCGAGUCGAUCAUCGCGAGACACGAGCUACGCUGGCAGCUUCUUCGAACAGGUGGCAGAAGGCGUCAUGGAGCGCGACCGCGUGCGUAUCCAGCGCGAAGCUGUGCGAUGGCUGAGCUUCAUUUGGGCCCUCAUCAACUGCCUCUGCGCUGGUAGCAUCACUGCCUACUCGCUAUACGGCCAUCUGUUUCAGUCGAGGCUGCACUACACCCAGUUCCAGGUCAACAUCGUCAGCAUCACUGCCGAGCUGGGCAUGUAUUUGCCUGUGCCUGCCUUUGGCUACCUCUGCGAUCGCGUCGGCCCCGGCACUCCAUCCGCUCUAUCUGGUGUAUUAUUUGGAUUGGGAUAUCUGCUAGCUGCCUUUGCAUACAAGAGCGGGCCUCCGCCGUCUGCGGGCGGUCAUGGCUGGCCGUUCGGCGUCAUGGUACUGUCGUUCGUCGCGAUAGGCAUGGGCACGAGCUGCAUGUACCUCUCGGCCGUCACAACGUGCGCGAAGAAUUUUGGACGCGGAAAGUGGAAGGGCAUUGCUUUGGCGGCGCCCAUUGCUGCCUUUGGCCUCAGCGGGUUCUGGCAGAGUCAGGUCGGCAGCAGGCUGCUGUACGAUGUGAAGCCGGACGGGACGAGAGGCGAUGUGAACGUCUACAAGUUCUUCCUGUUCCUGGGCAUCACACUCUGUGUUGUCGGCAUCAUAGGCUUCUUCGCCCUGCAGAUCGUAAACGAGGAAGAGAUGAUAGACGAAGCAGUAGAUGAAUUGGAACGAUCAGGUCUGCUGGCCCACGACGAGUUCUUCACCCAAGCCGCCAGCGUUCACGGGUACGGCACCAUGGAGCCUCGCGAACUCUCCGACUCCACAUUCGACUUCCUCCAAUCCGAAGCCGAGCGCCUGAAAGCCCAAGCCGAAGAAGAAGCCCGCAAGAAGACAUGGCUCCUGAACGAAGAGACCAAGCGCUACGUAUCCGAUCCAACCAUGUGGUGGCUCGCAACCGGCUUCUUUCUCGUCACCGGCCCCGGUGAAGCCUUCAUCAAUAAUCUCGGCACCAUUAUCGGCACCCUCACUCCGCCUCACACACAGGCCACUACCUCCCCUGCAACCCACGUCUCUAUUGUAGCCAUCACCUCUACCAUCGCCCGUCUCGUAACCGGCACCCUCUCCGACAUCCUCGCCCCCGUAGCCCCAAUCCACCAGCAUCGCCGUGGCCCUGACUCGGUCGCCAACUCUACAUCCUCUCUCUUGCCGCAGCAUAAGAGGUUUUCGGUCUCCCGCAUCACUUUCCUCCUUACAUUCGCCUUCAUCCUCUCCCUCGGCCAAUUGCUCCUCGCAAGCGGCUGGGUCCAAAACCACCCCUCCCGCUUCGCAGCCGUCUCCGCCCUCAUCGGCUCCGGCUACGGCGCCGUCUUCAGUCUGACGCCCAUUGUCGUCUCGGUCGUCUGGGGCGUCGAGAACUUUGGCACGAACUGGGGCAUCCUGGCUAUGACGCCUGCCGCCGGAGCAACUGUCUGGAGCGCGAUCUAUGCGACGGUGUACCAGAAGGGGGCUGACGGGGGAGAGCCAGGCAUGGAGCGCGAUGCUAAUGACGUACUGUGCUACGGGAGGGGGUGCUAUGCCGUGACGUUUUGGGCGAUGGCAGUGAGUGUGUGGGUGGCGAUGGGGCUAUGGCUGUGGGCUUGGAGGGGCCCCGGCGGUUGGAAGAAGAGGGGGAUUGCUGUCUGA
Molecule: messenger RNA, 1809 nt
Organism: Didymosphaeria variabile
Lineage: Eukaryota; Fungi; Ascomycota; Dothideomycetes; Pleosporales; Didymosphaeriaceae
Gene: MCH1
Product: putative monocarboxylate transporter mch1
Exons: 1
Coding region: 1-1809 (602 amino acids)
Cellular component (GO): membrane
Source: RefSeq, a predicted model, not a curated record